AAAAUUCAUAAUGGCAACUUAGACUAGCUCAUUUAUCCCACAAGGUCAUUUCAAAGCAAGUGCCUACUUCAUUAGCUGUGUACAGGAGAGGAGGAGGUCCUGAAAUAAGAUGCUUUUAAACAAGCAGAGAUAGCCAAGGGACUGUUUUGUUAAAUGAAGCUGGAAAAGAAUAUGCUCCAUAUUAGCAGGAAAUGCAACAAACACAAAUGUGGUUUUGGAUGAAGUCUGUGUCCACUUCAGUCACCUUAAUUCUCCCUGUAACUGAAUGAUGUAAUACUGUUGUCUGUAGCUUUGAGUUACUUCAGGGCUUGGAAACAAAUGCAGAAGACCGAGAACAAGCUGUGAAUUUGGGAGAUUAAAACUGAUCAGUUCAGCUGGCUGAAGACAUUUAGAUUUUCUUUUUUCCCCGUCUUCUGCCAGAUGUUUUUCAAAAGUGAAGCAAAUUUGUUUUAUUAUUUCUUUUUAAAACUUGUGAAUAUAGUCUUACUUCUUUCUUUAAAAGGCCUCCUGGAGUGGAUCCUCAAAGUUCAAGCAGUUUCUUAUACUCUGACGGAAUGAGUAAACAGGACCAGCUCUCCCUUCUUCUGCCCUUCUGUCUAUCCUUUCUUUCCCCCAGUCUAAAGGCUUAACUGAUACCAAUGUCCUUUUGGAGUGGUUAAGGGAAUUGAGUGAACAUAGACUGUAUUUGUUACCAGGACAAAGGGCAAGAGAAAGAAUGUCCUUUCAUUUAAGUGUCUUGGCUGUCUGGAAAACUUAGAAAAUGACUGUGAAGGCAAAGCAAUGGCACUAAACAGCAAAAAAUGGAUCUUUUUGCAGUCUUUCUACAGGGUGGUCUGGCUUGCUUCUGUGUGUGCAAGAAAAUGUGCAUCUCCCGGCGGAUAUUGCUGCUUAUGCUCACCUUCCUGGCAUAUACGAUUGAUUCCGUCUCUGCAUACAGUCCUGCUGAAACUCUUUGUGGUGGAGAGCUGGUGGAUACACUACAGUUUGUCUGUGGGGACAGAGGCUUUUAUUUCAGUAGGCCUGUGGGUAGAAACAGAGGAAGACUCAAUCGUGGCAUUGUGGAGGAGUGCUGCUUCCGGAGUUGUGACCUGAAUCUUUUGGAAACUUACUGCGCAAAAUCUGUCAAAUCAGAACGGGACCUCUCUUCAUCUCUUGUUUUACCAGCACUAAACAAGGAUAUCUUCCAAAAGCCUUCCCAUGCCAAGUACUCAAAAUACGACAUUUGGCAGAAGAAGAGCUCACAGCGCCUUCAGCGAGGGGUUCCCAAUGUCCUCCGGGCCCGCAGGUAUCGAUGGCAAACUGAAGGGCUGCAGGAAUCUGAAGAGUCCAAGAACCAUCGCCCAUUGGUUGUCCUGCCGACACAGACACCUCUGCCUGUGCACACCACCUCAGAAACGUCAGGCAGCCAGAAGUGAACUGUGCUGAACUAUUUUGCAGAAGUGACUAUUAUUAUUUUUCCCAGUCUCAUGGGAGGUGUUUUCAAGGUCCGGCCCCAGCCUUUUCUCUCUUGCAGACCAAGUCAGAGGGGGGAGAGCAAAUGUCCUUUCCCACCAAGGAACAACAGAAAAAGUGGCACAGGAACACCAAAUGAUUGGGAUUAUGACAUCAGUGGUGGCAGCAACAUUUUUGUGGCAUUGUCUUUAUAAUUAUUAUUUUUUUUUAAUCUAUUGGUUGGCUUUGUACUUUCCUACCCAGUAUUUUCAGCUUGAACUUAACAGGGACAGCUAAGGCACUUGAACUAUAUAAUAACAGACUUGCCUUUCAGUCCAUAUACUAACCAAUGAAGACAGAGCGAGAGAAGAUCAUGGUAUUAAAAGAAGGCCAAAUUCCUUAUUUCAACUGACAGUAAAAAGAAAAAAAAGGGAAACAAAAUCUGAAGUUUUAAAGGUUGGCCUAACCUUUACCCCAUUUUAUGUGUUUUAUAAGUCACGAUUGAUAUAUUUGGGGGGGGGGGCUGCACAUUUUAAAAGCUAGAAACAAAAAGAUGAGGCCCAUGACCUUUUUUUUUUUUUAAAUUACACAGUUCAAAAUGUACUUGCACCUUUUAGAAAAAUCACCGAUGAAGUGAAAGAGUUUGGGUGAACGUAAGUUCACUUUAAUGGCGGAGGCGUCAGCAUUGCACAUUUGCCACAGAUUUAGUUGAAUUAUAUGAAAUAUAUAUUAUAUAUAUAACUUUUUUUUUUUU
This is a messenger RNA of Crotalus tigris (Tiger rattlesnake), 2185 nucleotides long. It is a transcript of the gene IGF2, whose product is annotated as insulin like growth factor 2. Gene Ontology annotation, molecular function: hormone activity; growth factor activity. The record is from RefSeq and is a predicted model, not a curated record. Lineage: Eukaryota; Metazoa; Chordata; Lepidosauria; Squamata; Viperidae. The coding region runs from base 801 to 1415 and encodes 204 amino acids. The transcript is spliced from 4 exons. Gene Ontology annotation, cellular component: extracellular region.